CACUUAUAUGGUCAAUUCCAUUUUUAUUUUCUUCAAUUUUUUUGGGAAGCACUGUUGAUAAAAAACUAAACAAAACGAUUUCCAUUAUGGCGGUUGUCGGGUUGAUCGAGGAAAUGGAAUGCGAAUUUUGUCAUCACGUGAUUUGUUCGAACUGAUUCGUCGCCGCCUUGUCCCUCGAGUCGCUUCGCUGCCGUAGACGCACUCACACACGUACCGUUCGCGCAUACUUUUAUCGAUAGCCGAAUACCGAUUUAGUUUGCUACGUGUGCGCAUCUUAACAACGUCCCCGGUCAGUCGGAACUCGGAAACGACUCCGCCGCCGUUGCUUAAAGCUGCAGUUCCACUGUCACUGUCGCAAUGGAUAUCAAUAAGAUCACCAACCUGCUGAACGCCACGCUCUUCCAGCCGCAUAGGAGUGAGGCCGAGGAACAGCUUCAGGGUUUACAAAAAAUUGCUGGAUUUUGUCCAACUGUACUACAAAUUAUUGUUUCCUCUGAAAUGGAAAUGUCUAUUAGACAAGCAGGUGCUAUAUAUCUGAAAAAUUUAAUGUACCAAAGUUGGGCAGAUCGUGAUGACGAUCCAAAUAGAUUUACAAUUUACGAACAAGAUCGAAUAGUAGUAAGAAAUACAAUUUUAGAUAUGAUAGUUCAAGUACCAGAAUUAUUACGAACACAGCUAACUGUUUGUUUGGUAACAAUGUUGAAACACGAUUUUCCUGGACGUUGGACCAAUGUUGUUGAAAAAAUUGAUGCUUAUUUAAAAAGUGAUAAUUCAUCAUAUUGGAUGGCUGGAAUAAUUGGUUUUUCAGCUUUAAUAAAAGCUUUUGAAUAUCAUAAGGCAGAUAAAUCGCCCAUACAUGCUGCAGUCAAAGUAUUACUACCGUCUGUAUACAAUGUCAUGGUUCAUAUAGUUAAUAAUACCACUGCUGAAUCUGUUGCAUUGCAGAAAACUGUUGUUAAAAGUUAUUUCAAACUUAUACAAUUUACAAUAAGUCCUGAUCUAAUGGAAAGAUCCACUUUUACUAAAUGGAUGGAAUUAUUAAGCAUAAUAGCUUGUAAUCCAGUACCAGAAGAAGUGAGUCGUUUGGAGCAUAGUGAGAUAGAUCAAUUACCUUGGUGGAAAAUUAAAAAAUGGGCAUUACAUACAAUGUAUAGAAUUUUUGAAAGGUAUGGAAGUCCUGGCAGUGUUUCCCAAGAAUAUCAACAAUUUGCUAUAUUUUAUGUAAAAACUUUUUCUACUGGAUUUAUAGAAAUAAUUUUAAGAAUCUUAGAUCAAUACCGUAACAAAGUCUACAUCCCUCCAAGAGUCAUGCAAAUGUGUAUGCACUAUUUGAACCAAUGUGUUAGUAUUGGACAUACCUGGAAAAUGAUUAAACCACAUAUUGCCGCAAUUAUUCAAGAUGUAAUAUUUCCACUCAUGUGUCAUUCAGCAUGUGAUCAAGAGUUGUGGGAAACUGAUCCACAAGAAUACAUUUCUCAAAAAUUUGAUAUUUUUGAGGACUUAAUAUCUCCUGUAAUGGCUGGUCAAACAAUGUUACAUUCAGCAUGUAAAAAACGUAAAGACAUAUUACCUAAAGCAGUUCAAUUUAUUGUUGGUGUUAUAACUUCAAAUGAUGCUACUCCAUCUCAAAAAGAUGGUGCUCUUCAUAUGCUUGGAGCGUUAGCUGAUGUCAUAUUUAAAAAAGAUAUGUACAAAGAUCAAGUAUGUAGUAUGCUAUAUCAACAUGUAUUUCCAGUUUUUCAAAGUCCCCAUGGGCACUUAAGAGCUAGAGCUGCUUGGUUUAUACAACACAUAUGCGAAGUUAAAAUUAAUAAUGAUAAUGUUUGGAAGGAUUUAACAGCACUAUCUACUAAUGCUUUAUUAACUGAUGAAGAACUUCCUGUCAAAGUUCAAGCUGGAUUAGCCAUUCAAGCAUUGUUAACUGCUGAAACCAAAGUUGAACAACUUUUAGAACCCAGGAUUAAAGAAAUUACACUUGAACUUUUGAGAGUACUUCAACAAACUGAAAAUGAUGAUAUUACUAGUGUUGUGCAAAAAGUUAUUGCAACUUAUUUUGAUAAACUUGCACCUAUUAUGUAUGAAAUUUGUCAGAAUUUGGCAAAAACCUUCCUUCAAGUUCUCCAGUCAGACGAUAUGAAUGAUAAGAAAGAAAUAACUGGUAUGAGUAUUUUAAGUUGUAUAGAAACCAUAUUGAGUGUGAAUGAUGAGCAACCACAAACUAUAGCAGCCCUUGAACCAGUUGUAUUGGAAGUCAUAGUGAAUAUUUUUAACACGCCUGAAUCUGGCAUUGAAUACUAUGAAGAGGCUUUAAAUUUAGUAUGCGACUUAACCAGUAUAGAAGUAUCAAAUAACAUGUGGAAUGUUUUGGAAUUAAUUUAUAGGGUUUUCCAAAAUGAUGGAAUUGAUUAUUUUGUUGAUAUGAUGCCUUGCCUUCAUAACUAUGUUACUGUUGGAAUGGAGAAUUUAAUCGCUAAUGAAAAUUUAAUGCUAAUUGUAUUUAACAUGUGUAAAAUUGUUUUGUCAUCAGAAUCUGGUGAAGAAGCUGAAUGUCAUGCUGGAAAAUUAUUAGAGGUUAUAAUUUUGCAAUGUAAAGGCCGAAUUGAUCAUUGUAUACCAUCCAUUGUUGAGUUGGUUCUACAAAGACUAGUUAGAGAAAUUAAAUCAUCUGAAUUACGAGCAAUGUGUCUUCAAGUGAUUGUAGCUGGUAUUUAUUACAAUCCACAUUUAUUAUUUGAUACACUUGAUAAAUUACAAAUGUCUAUGUCUACAAGUGAAUCUAUAUCUGCCCAUUUUAUUCGACAAUGGUUACAAGAUACAGACUGCUUUUUUGGAAUUCAUGAUCGUAAGCUAUGUGUUAUGGGUUUGCUCACAUUAAUGGCAUUAUCUCCAAAUCGGCCUAUUGCUGUUAAUCAAUAUGCUAAUCAAAUCGUACCUUCAAUGCUCAUGCUGUUUGAUGGACUUAACCGAGCAUACUCGAAAAAAGAUGAGUCUGGGAAUCAAAUUAGUUUUUUUUCGGAAUUUAAUGAAGUUGAUGAAUUCGAUCUAUUUUCCUCUUCAUUUGAACACUUUGAUGAAAAAAAAGAAAUUUCUUUCACUAAGUGUCAUAAUCAAGAUAAUGAUGAUGCAUCUAAUGUGAGCGAUAGAGAAAAUCAUCAAGAAGAAGAAACUAGCGAUGAAGAAGAAGUAGAUACUGAAAAUGAAUUGGCUACUGAUGAAGAUGAAGUCGAUGAAACUUUAGCUUUUGCAACUAGCAAAAGAAAACCCAUAUAUGCAACAACUAAUUCUGAAAAUGCUGAUGAGGACAGUGAUAGUGAUGAUGAUGAUGAUGAAUACGAACCACCUGAAGAAACAGUGCUUGAAGUAUAUACAACGCCACUGGAUGUAGACCAUAAUAAUGUUGAUGAAUCAAUUGAUGUAUACAUCUUAUUUAAAACUGUAUUAUUAAGCAUUCAACAAAAUGACCCUGCCUGGUACCUAGCUCUCACUAACCAUUUAAAUAGUGAUCAACAAAAGUCUAUUAAUGAAUUAAUGGUCUUAGCAGAACAGCGUCGCGCUGAAUUUGAAAAUAGAAAGAAAGAAAAACUAGCAGGUUUUAAAUUUGACCAAGCUACUGUUCCAUCCACAUUUAGUUUUAGUAACAGCAAUAAUUCACCUUUUGCUUUCGGACGGUAACUGGACAAUUAUAUAUUGACGAAUAAUAUUUGCUUUUACUAUUCAUUAUUAUUAUUGUAUAUUCAAACUAUAUACAAAAUCAUCUAAACCAAUUAAACAACAUGUUGUUAUCAUAAUUUUAAA
Molecule: messenger RNA, 3795 nt
Organism: Melanaphis sacchari
Lineage: Eukaryota; Metazoa; Arthropoda; Insecta; Hemiptera; Aphididae
Gene: msk
Product: importin-7
Exons: 22
Coding region: 358-3672 (1104 amino acids)
Biological process (GO): protein import into nucleus
Cellular component (GO): cytosol; nuclear envelope
Molecular function (GO): small GTPase binding
Source: RefSeq, a predicted model, not a curated record